This is a messenger RNA of Tetrahymena thermophila SB210, 2396 nucleotides long. Its product is annotated as kinase domain protein. The transcript is spliced from 3 exons. Lineage: Eukaryota; Ciliophora; Oligohymenophorea; Hymenostomatida; Tetrahymenidae. Gene Ontology annotation, biological process: protein phosphorylation. Gene Ontology annotation, molecular function: protein kinase activity; ATP binding. The record is from RefSeq and is a predicted model, not a curated record.
UUUUUAUUAAACUGAUAAGGAAAUACAUCAGGCAUACAUAUAUUUUUUAUCAAAAUACAUAUAAAAGAAUUGAUUAUAAAAGAUCGAUGAUUAAGAUUAGGUAUUUUUUUGUUCUUUCUUUUAUUAUAGAGUAUAGUAAAAGUGUGCUAGAGAGUUUAUCCUCUUAAUGCCUAUUUUCUGACGAGAGAAUCACUUUUUAAAGAGGAUACUUUUCUUAUUAAUCUUGUUUACAAAUAGAUGAAUAUGCUUAAAAUAAUAUAUUUAUAAGUGGGAUUAAAUUCAAUUAAUAAAAACCAAUAAUAUGGAAUUCAAACGGAAUUUAAUCAGAUCAGGUUUUAUGCUUUUACUAGAUCUUAAAUAAAAUAUUAUAUAUAUAAAUAUAUGAUUUUGAACAUACAACUUCAAGAGAGCUAUAGCUUAAUGAAGUUGAGGAGAUUUUGCAUGUAUCUUAAUACUCUAAUGAUUUUUAUUUUUACUUUAUAAAUAUAUAAAAUUAAAAUGUAUUUUAUCGAAUUUCUUAGAGUUAAGAGGAUCUUAAGCUUGUUUUACAUGAAAACCUAAAGAUCAUUAGAUUAAAUGUUUUUACAAAAGAAACAGAUAAAUGUUUGUAUAAAAUUAUUUAAGUCUAAACAAUUGCUUAGGCAGAAGUUUUAUUCUGUUUGAAUGAAAAUAGUGAUAACGAUGAAUUUGAAGAUAUUUAGUAUUAUGGAGCAAAUAAUUUAGUUGUAACAACUAAAAAAAAUAAUUAUAUUGUUCAAAAUAAUAAAAUAACCUAAAUUUUACCUAGGACAAGGGUAUAUUUAUUUCUUUAAAUAGACACAAACAGAGUAGAAUAUAAUGAUGUAAUUGAGGAUAUGAGUGAGACACUUUAUAGUUUUACAGAUUUUCCUGAAUUUAAUUAUAAUAUAAAAAUGAAUAUCACAAAUAAAAUUAUGAGCUUUAGAGAUUUAUAAUCUGAAAACUAUUAAAAAAUAGAGUAUGCUUACUAACUCAUACAAGAGCAUGGCUAAUAUUUUUAGAAAAUUGUGGAACAAGAUAAAGAUAAAGAUGUGUUUCUAACAGCUUCUUAAGGACUCUUUAUUUUAUCUCAAAUAAAUGACUCUGAUGGGACUUAUGAAUACGAUUAGUUUUUAUCUUAUAUUGGAUUACGAAAUUUAGGAAAUAAAAAUCAUAUAAACUAUAGCUUGAUAUUUUAGUCAGUUUUCUACUUCUUAUUAUCUCUUUUGUAUGGUUUUUUGACAAUUAGGAGACUUAAAAAAAGAAGACAAAUAUAAGCUAGAACUGAGGAUCUUGUAUUUAAGUAAGUCUUACAAAUUUCUAAAUAAGAUUUUGAAAAGAAAUAUUUUAUAGACUUCAGAGAUUCUAUUGGCCAAGGAGCAUUUGGACAAGUUUACAAAGUUAAAAAUAAAUACAAAGAUAUCAUAAAAAAUCCUGAUAUUUUAUAAAGUAUGCCAGAUUAUUAUGCUUGCAAGUAAAUACAUAUGUCAUAAGAUGGAGAAAGCUAGAGUUCAUAAAUUCACCAUGAAAUUGAAGUUUUAGAGAAGUUAAAAAAGUAUGAUCAUGUUAUUAAAUUAUAAAAUUACAUUAUUGAAGAAAGGUCAACAUAUAUCGUUUUAGAUCUAGCAGAGUCAACUUUGUAAGAAUAAAUCAAUGAAAAACAAGCUAAUUCAGAAAUCUAUGAAGAGAGUGAUAUAGUGAAGUUUUUAUCAUAAAUAGGAAAAACAUUAGCUAUCAUAUAUGUUGAAGAAAGAAUAGCUCAUAGAGACAUAAAGCCUUCAAAUAUAUUAAUUAUUGAUAAUAAUUACUAUUUAUCAGAUUUUGGAUGUGCAGAAAAUCUAUUUGAUUCGGAAGGAACUAAAAAUAAUUUAGUAAUUGGAACUUUGAAAUGGAUGUCACCUGAGUUAAAGGAAAAGAAGAAAAAUGAAGCAAUUGACUACUUUAAAAGUGAUAUAUUCAGUUUAGGAAUGGUAUUGCUUUAUAUGCUAACUCUAUCUGACAUAUCCUCAGUUAAUUCUGAUGAAUUUAGUAAAAAUUAAAAACUUAGAAUUAUGAGAAACUCUUGUAAAUAUGUUUCUAAGGAAAUAAUUUUAUUAGUAAGUAAAAUGCUAGAAAAUAAUCCUGAUUUUAGACCUGAUGCACCAAUUUUAAUAUAAGCAAUAGGAGAAAUAGAAAAUAAAUUUCAGUAAAAAAAAGAAAUUUAAUAAUGACAGAAAAUUAUUCUUCAGUUAAAAUAACAUUAUAGUAAUUAAACUAUUAACAAAUGAGAAUUAAUUUAAUAAAUAAAUAAUCACUUUUAUUUCAAUUAAGGAAAAUUUUACCAUUUCUCCAAGAAUAAUUUUGUAUUUUAAAUAUAUAUUCAUUUAAAAAUAAAUAAAUAAAUAAAAGACUAUGAACUG